Stereum hirsutum FP-91666 SS1 is the source of this 1882-nucleotide messenger RNA. Its product is annotated as FAD dependent oxidoreductase. Gene Ontology annotation, cellular component: cytoplasm. The record is from RefSeq and is a predicted model, not a curated record. The coding region runs from base 1 to 1461 and encodes 486 amino acids. Gene Ontology annotation, molecular function: oxidoreductase activity. NCBI's taxonomy places the organism in Eukaryota, Fungi, Basidiomycota, Agaricomycetes, Russulales, Stereaceae. The transcript is spliced from 10 exons.
AUGUCGACCCAGAAACCUCAACUGCUACCUGUCCCAAAUCGGCUACCGACGUUCUGGCUUUCAGAACCUGAUCCUUCACUGGAGAACGCCCGUACGACUGAUGAGCUGCCUCCUUCCGUCGAUGUGGUCAUUAUUGGUAGCGGCAUGAGUGGAGCUAUCACUGCGUACCAUCUCUUCAAAGGCCAAGAUGACGCCAGCCCCAGCAUCCUGAUGCUCGAAGCAGCCGAGACUUGCUCAGGGGCUACAGCGCGCAACGGUGGUCAUUGCAAACCGAUGACUUAUUACGGGUUCGAGGGCUUCAAGACCUCCCUCGGUACGGAUGCGGCCAACGCUAUCAUGGACUUCGAAGCCUCCCAUCUCCAGCACUAUAUCGAUCUAGUUACUGCAGAGGAUAUCGACUGUGACAUGCAUGCCACCCGCGCAUGCGACGUAUACUACGGAACCGACGAGGCGAUGGCUCAGAAGCGUAAUUUCAAGACGAGACAAGCAGAGCACCCUGAGUUCGUGAACGUCAAGGGUGACAUGCGCGAGAUAGAGGAUGUGGAGGAGCUAGAAAAGAUAUCUGGCGUGAAGGACGGGAAGUGGGGAGUAACGUUUCCUGCUGGUCAUUUCUGGCCAUAUAAGCUAGCCACCCAUCUGAUCAGGUCGUGUGUCGCCAAGGGACUGAACCUUCAAACGCAUACCCCAGUGCAGUCAAUCCAGCAAUCGGACAAGGAGGGCUACUGGAAUGUACAGACUCCCCGCGGCCAGAUCACAGCAAAGUCUGUGGUCGUCGCCACGAACGCAUACACGAGUGGUAUUCUUCCCGAAUUUUCUACUCGGAUUAUACCUGUACGAGGGACUGUAUGCAGUAUUACUCCAGCACCAUCACAUACGAUUGGAUCGAGUCCUGGUCCUUUGAAGUUCACUUACGGGCUGCGUUCGAACCCCGGAGAAAAUGAUUAUAUCAUUUGUCGUGGCGGGAGAGGCAGAGUACCAGGCGUGGGGGACCAUUCCAUCAUCUUGGGAGGAGCUCAUAGAGCGGUCCUGAAGGAUGUGGAUGCGUGGUACAAUAACAUACGCGAUGAUGAAUACAUUCCGGGCGCGAAGGAAUAUUUCGCAAAUUAUAUGAAGGAUCAUUUCGUCGGAUGGAGUUCAGAGACGGGAAAUGUAGAUCAGGUAUGGUCUGGAGUCCUCGGCUACUCAGCGGAUUUGCUUCCAUACGUCGGUGAACACCCCGAGAAAGCCGGUGUCUUCGUUCUUGCAGGAUAUACAGGGCACGGUAUGCCUCGCAUCCCCAAGUGCGGUGAGGCAAUCGCCACACUGGUCAAGUCUCGCCACAGAACUGGCACCAUCACAGCUGAGGCUCGUGACAAGUUCUCGGAAAUCAUUCCUACUCCGUACUUCUUGACGCAGGAGAGACUUGACAGUCGUAAGAAUGCGAUCUUGCCUGCUACAAAGAAAGAUAAUGUAACGAUCUAAGACUCGAUAUCAAUGCGUACAGCACACUCUUGAGUCGAGAGUUGUGUCUCAUACUAUAUAUGCAUCAUCUUGCAGUUGAUUUAUGCGACUUCUACCUCCUACAUGGUCUUACUCAUGCAUACACUAGUUCUUCUCACCCCACCUCUCAAUAAUCGCCUUCGUCAACCCAGGAAGAUCAUCUGCGACGACGUCCGCUGCUCCGAAAACUCCUUCGCAAGGAUCCUUCUCGUAGAUCGUACAAUACGCCGUAUCGAAGCCAGCCAAACGAGCAGCACUGCAAUCCCAGGCGUGUGCUGCUGCGAACACAGUCACUGACCCCUCCAAAUUCGCCCCCACCUUCUCCCUCGCCAUCUUAUAAACCGGCGCCUCAGGCUUUCCCACACCGACUUCGUCCGCCGACAAGAUCAUCUCCGCCGGCAUA